AUUAAAUGAGACUAUAAUCGAUAUCGGUUGGUAUAUCUAUGCUCAGUAGUAGCGGGGGUUGAAUGACCCCUGUCGCGUGACCGUCUACUAACAGUUUUCACUUGUCAUUGAGCUUGGACUGAGGCGCGCUGCUGUCUGAAGCUAGCACGACUUGCCGUUUAUUUUAAACGCUGCUAUUUACUUGUUCCAUAUAUAUAACUCAGAAGAGCGAUAUAAAAACUGAGAUGGCGGAGGCUCAGGCCUUUGUGACCCUGGCCACCACAGACGCCUAUAGCAUGGGAUGUUUAGUGGUAGGCAAAAGUUUGCGCAGGCAUGGAACAUCAAGGAAGUUAGUGGCUAUGGUUUCCCCCAAUGUUUCCAGAGCAUCAAGAUUGGCGCUGGAGGAUGUGUUUGAUGAAGUUGUAGUGGUAGAUGUGUUGGACAGUAGAGACGAGACUCAUCUCACCUGGCUGCAACGUCCUGAACUAGGGGUCACCUUCACCAAACUCCACUGCUGGACUCUUACACAGUACAGGAAGUGUGUGUUCUUGGAUGCAGACACACUUGUACUGUGUAAUGUUGAUGAGCUGUUUGAAUAUGAAGAACUGUCUGCUGCACCUGAUCCAGGCUGGCCGGAUUGUUUCAACUCUGGGGUAUUUGUGUUUAGGCCCUCCCUGAAUACCCAUACCCAAAUACUGGAACACGCUGCACAGCACGGCAGCUUUGAUGGAGGAGACCAGGGCAUAUUAAACUCUUUCUUCAGUGACUGGGCAGUGAAAGAUAUCAGAAAGCAUUUACCAUUUGUGUACAACCUCACAGCCGGUGCCAUUUACACGUAUCUACCAGCAUUUCAGCAGUUUGGCCACCAUGCAAAAAUUGUCCACUUCCUGGGUGGGACUAAGCCCUGGCAGCUUCCAUAUGAUCCGCAGGCUGCCAGUGAGUCAUCUUUAAGGGAUUCCAGCAAGAAUUUUCAGCAGUUUAUGAAUUUAUGGUGGGUGGAGUACUACAGUCAAAGACAGCUACAAUUUAAGAAGGAUGACAAGAAUGAAGACUAUUCAGUGCAGCAGUUGGUUUCUCCACAGACACAUCAGACUCCAUCACAAAGCCAAAAGAGCAGCACUGAAGCCCACCACAGAGACAUGUUGAUGCCCUCUCUUCCUCUGGCUGUGGACUCACUAACAAUCAGCUCUAGCUCAUCUGAAAAGUCUGUAAGUGGUACUGCAAGAGAAAUGAAGAAUAUUCUCUAUGAUGUCCUGUCUGGUGGGGAGACCCCUGUAGUCAGCCCUCCAUCUGAGCACACAGAACCAGAGACUACUGAUGAUUCUGCCACAGCCGCUGGAGAAGCUAAUAUUCUCUAUGAUGUCCUGUCUGGUGGGGAGACCCCUGUAGUCAGCCCUCCAUCUGAGCACACAGAACCAGAGACUACUGAUGAUUCUGCCACAGCCGCUGGAGAAGCUAAUAUUCUCUAUGAUGUCCUGUCUGGUGGGGAGACCCCUGUAGUCAGCCCUCCAUCUGAGCACACAGAACCAGAGACUACUGAUGAUUCUGCCACAGCCGCUGGAGAAGCUGCUGCUGGUGAGGCAGAGAUGGAUGACCUGGAGCAUCGCCGCAUGUGGGAGGAAGGUCGCGCUGAUUAUAUGGGUAAAGACGCCUUUAACAACAUCAUGAGGAAACUUGACCAGUUCCUUGAUUAAAUAUGUGUGCAUCUACUUGAUGUGUGUUUAUGAGAUUAUAUAAAAAGCUAUCUCUAUAUAGUUUUGUUUGUACUGUUUAUCCAUCAUCAUCAUCACAACUGUUAUAUUUCCCUCUCCUCAGAUACAGCUGUUUUUCUACCUCUCUU
Messenger RNA from Carassius carassius (crucian carp), 1819 nucleotides. RefSeq names its product glycogenin 2 (gene gyg2). Gene Ontology annotation, molecular function: glycosyltransferase activity. The transcript has 11 exons. The coding region runs from base 225 to 1673 and encodes 482 amino acids. NCBI's taxonomy places the organism in Eukaryota, Metazoa, Chordata, Actinopteri, Cypriniformes, Cyprinidae. Gene Ontology annotation, cellular component: cytoplasm. The record is from RefSeq and is a predicted model, not a curated record.